This is a messenger RNA of Hyposmocoma kahamanoa, 2762 nucleotides long. Its product is annotated as V-type proton ATPase 116 kDa subunit a-like. Gene Ontology annotation, biological process: proton transmembrane transport; vacuolar acidification. The record is from RefSeq and is a predicted model, not a curated record. Gene Ontology annotation, molecular function: ATPase binding; proton-transporting ATPase activity, rotational mechanism. Gene Ontology annotation, cellular component: plasma membrane; vacuolar proton-transporting V-type ATPase complex; vacuolar proton-transporting V-type ATPase, V0 domain. Lineage: Eukaryota; Metazoa; Arthropoda; Insecta; Lepidoptera; Cosmopterigidae. The coding region runs from base 150 to 2630 and encodes 826 amino acids. The transcript is spliced from 15 exons.
GUGGUCGCGACCGAGGCGAACGCGCCGCACGUCUUUUAACCCAAACUCGCAGUGAGUUACAGUGACAGUGAUGCCUAGUUUCCAGUGACACGCACUCACAAAUUCCCAACUGGACACAAUAGUGUUUACAUCACACUCUAAGUCCGAUCAUGGGUACGAUGUUCAGGAGCGAGGAGAUGGUGCUGUGCCAGCUCUUCGUCCAGUCGGAGGCUGCCUACGUCUCCAUGUAUGAGCUCGGCGAGGCCGGUGUCGCGCAGUUCAGAGAUCUAAAUCCCCACGUAAAUGACUUUCAAAGACGAUACGUAACUGAAGUACGAAGAUGCAGCGAGAUGGAGCGCAAGCUGCGCUGGGUGGGGGGAGAACUUCCGGAGCCUCCUCCUCCUGCAAAGUCAGCGCCACACAGUCUCACCCCUCGAGAGAUUAAUAUAUUAGAGGAAAGAAUUGAUUACAUAGAAUCGGAGAUUCAAGAGAUCACACGCAACGCACGGAACCUUAAAUCUGACUACCUGGCCUUAAACGAGCUGAAGCUGCUAAUAGAAAAAACACAGACCUUCUUCCAGGACCAUGGAGCGCACAGGAAAAUCUCUGCUUCAGUACAGCAAAACAACGACGCAGUGUACGCUCAUCUCGGUUUCAUUGCCGGCGUAGUCGCCACAGCGAGGGUCCCUGCUUUCGAGAAGAUGCUCUGGCGGAUAUCCCACGGGAACAUUUUCUUCAAACAAGCUCAAAUUGAUGAACCUUUCAAGGAUCCUAAUUCUGGUCAUCCGCUACAAAAGACAGUAUUUGUGGUUUUCUUCCACGGUGAACAAAUCAAAAUGCGCGUGAAGAAAGUGUGUCAUGGAUUCAAAGCAACACUAUAUCCUUGCCCAGCCACAUACAAAGAACAACAGGAAAUGUUGGCGGGAGUCGUGUGCAGGAUCAAAGACUUGGAAAUGGUUCUAGAACAAACAGAACACCACAGGCGUCUAGUUUUAGCAAACAUUGCCAAAGACUUCAGCACAUGGAUGAUGGCCGUACGAAAAGAAAAGGCUAUCUAUCACACACUAAAUAUGUUCAGUAUGGACAUAGUUAAGAAAUGCCUGAUAGCUGAAUGUUGGGUACCAAAGGAAGAUAUAACAAUCGUACAGAAAGCAUUAGAUAAUGGAGUGAAGGCUAGUGGCAGUCCAAUACCGUCAAUUUUACACUAUGUACCUACAAGGGAAACACCGCCAACAUUCAAUAGAACCAACAAGUUCACUAAGGGCUUCCAGAACCUCAUUGAUUCCUAUGGAAUCGCUACCUACAGAGAAGUCAAUCCAGCACUUUAUACAAUAAUAACAUUCCCAUUUCUCUUCGCUGUAAUGUUCGGUGAUCUUGGCCAUGGAAUCAUCAUGACAACUUUUGCCUCCAUCGUCGUCUUCUACGAAAAGAAAUUCCUUAAAGAGAAAUCAGACAACGAAGUGUGGAACAUCUUUUUUGGAGGACGCUACAUCAUACUGCUCAUGGGGAUAUUCUCAAUGUAUACGGGAUUAAUAUACAAUGACAUGUUUUCCAAAUCCCUGAACAUAUUUGGCAGCACUUGGACACAUUCGCAUGAUACUAGCGUAUUAGGGAAUCAUUCGUCUUUAAUCUUGAAUCCAACCUAUGAUUAUACAGGCAGUCCAUACCCGUUGGGAAUUGACCCCGUUUGGCAGUUUGCAGAAAAUAACAUAAUAUAUCUGAACUCGUUCAAGAUGAAACUGUCGAUUAUUUUCGGUGUAAUACACAUGGCCUUCGGUGUGACAAUGAGUGUGGUAAACUUCAACUAUUUCAAGAAACCGGAGUUGAUAUUCUUACAGUACAUACCACAAAUUUUGUUCCUGUUGCUUUUGUUCUGGUAUUUGUGUAUUCUUAUGUUUAUGAAGUGGAUCAUGUAUUCAGCGGAUUUGGGCGUAGACGUCGCGUAUGGCACGUCUUGCGCUCCUUCAGUGCUGAUCCUUUUCAUCAACAUGAUGCUAAUGAAAAAGUCUACAGUCAAAGAGUCCUGUAAAGAAUACAUGUAUGAUGGACAAGAAACGUUACAGAAAACCUUCCUUGCCUUUGCUUUCCUUUGCGUUCCCGUUAUGUUAUUCGGGAAACCCAUUUACAUGGUUUGGGAGAAAAGAAAACGAAAGCAAUACCGGCAAGGCGUCGAAAGCGGAGAUACAACUGAAGUUGCAAAUACUCACAACUCAGAAGCCAUGGGCGAGUUAUUGAUCACACAAGCCAUACAUACAAUUGAAUAUGUACUGGGAACGGUGUCCCAUACAGCAUCAUAUUUGCGUCUUUGGGCAUUGUCUCUUGCUCAUGCACAGUUAUCAGCCGUCCUUUGGCAACGGGUCCUCAAAAUGGGCCUCAGCGGAAGAUCAGCAGCUGACGCUAUAGUGUUGUACGUAAUAUUCGGCGUAUGGGCUUUCUUUACACUCGCAAUUUUGGUACUGAUGGAAGGACUUUCCGCCUUCUUGCACACAUUACGGUUACACUGGGUGGAGUUCAUGAGCAAGUUCUAUGACGGUCAAGGUUACCUCUUCACUCCGUUUUCUUUCGCCGCCAUACUAGAGAACGACGAAGAAGACAGCAAAGCUCGACUUAAAGAACAACUUAAGGAGAAUAAUGGAAGACCACCAGAGUGAUUCCCUUUGUCAUUCAUUUAAUUCAUAUUACGUACUUUGCGUGCGUUUAAAUUGUGGACUUAUUCGAUAUAAUUCUUCUACUAUGCCUUGUGUAGUUCCCACUGAACCUCUGGAAUUUCCAAAAGAAAACCG